AUGCCCCACCAGGUCUUAUCUGGAUUUCUUCAUCAUGUGCUCCUCGUCAGCGGGAGUUAUUGCCAACCGCGGCCAGGCCAACUAUGCUGCCACACCAACACCUUUCUGGGUGUUUUUGCGUGUCAACUGAUGACAGGAGGCUACCCGGCCACCUCGAUCAGUCUGGGAAGCGUGUUCAGUGUGGGUUGGAUCGUGGAGAACCAUUUUAGACUCUCCAUCGCGCUCGCCUACAGGGCCCUCUGGAAAGAUCUCACAUUCUCUAUCCUGGAAUAUCGUAUAAACCCUGCCUGGGGGGUGGCGCAGAGUACCCAGACCUGCCACACGGUGGUCGGAAUACGAUCCGCGCGGGACUUUCAACGCCAGUCCAUCCCUCUGCCCAGGUUCAUGACCCAUUCGUUAUUCUCUCCGCGUCGGGCCAUUGCAGGCAGGUCCCAAAUGGCCGAACAAGAGGUCGAGGCGGCGGUGGACGUCGUAACGCGGACGAUCGUCGAUAAACUGGCGCGUAUUAUGGCACUUUCCGUUCAGGAGAUUGAUCCGCAGCGGUCGCUGGGCUCGUACGAGGUGGAUUCCCUGGUAACAGUGGACUUGAGGACUUGGUUCGGACGGGAAGUGGGGGUUUCCAUGGGAUCGGGAGAGCCGUUGGCGGAGCUGGCCAUGACCCAGUUGGCCCGACAGGCUGCGGACGGAUCACAGUUCUUGCCGGCGGAGCUCGGGAGAAUCAGUGGUGCAAACCCGUCCAUACGGUGCCCCUUCGAGGAAUAUGAACGGAUCCUUGAGAAGAAUCCUAUUUUGGCUGUCACUGGCUGUACGGAAAAAUUCUGCCAAGCUGGACGUCUCAUUCACAGCGCUGAGUCAAAGGUCGGGGAGAAUCGUCCCGUCGAAGUGGUGCAAAAUGAAGCGGUGGCUUUUCUCUGGCAGUUGUGGCAGGAAGGCAUCUACACCGAAGACCGUUACCUAGAAAGGCGCGCACAAGUACUGGAGGAGAUAGCUCAAUCAACUAAAACCGCAAUUGUGUGGGAUCAGGAAUACAAGCGAGUGGGCAAGACUUGUAUCUGGACACAAAGCGCCGAAGAACUUCGCUAUGGGCUGCGUCUGGUUGCCUCGACCACCGGCAGUGGUGCCUUUCCUGCCAAUGGAGCUGAUUUUGCAAAUGCCUUAGGGCAUUUCCGCCACACGCUCAAGGUUGACUUUUCCCGUGUCCGACUGUCCGUCUUUGGGGUUGGGGAUAGUGCCUGUCCCAAUUCCAAUGCCGCAACAAUCACCGGCUACGACUAUUUCCACCACCUCAAUAUCUUGCCCAUAGCUGGUGGAUUAAUAAAGGCCGAUGUGGCAUCCGAAGCAUUGCCGUUGCGCAUGUUCAAUCGCUGGUCGGACGCGGUCGAGUCUGCGUUAAUGGGAGGGAAAGGCGAAUUGACGAGUGAUCCGGAAGAAGCGUUCGUAACGCACGCUGGGGUGCUCCGCAACUUUAGGGAAGUGGUUACCUCUAAGGCAUCCAGUCGGACGCACGAUGGACUGAUCCUUUUGACUCUUGACGGCAUCGAAUGUGCCGAGAUGACUCACCUACGGAUUCUUCCCACGAAUUCCUCAUCUCAUGUCUCCCGAGCCAUCAUAGCCCUGGGAAUCACAGAUCCUCAGCAGCUUAUACCGUUCUCUGGCGAAGGGCUCCAGUCGUGCAGCUACAAGGCCUUCUUCACCAACUUCGUUGACCGGGAGGAAAGAAAUAAAGUUCCAAGCUGGGCAGCCGAGGUUGACAAGAACGGCGAGCGCGAGAACGAAAGUAUCCUUGUAAGACUGGAGAAAUUAUCGGACAUUAUAGAGCCGUCGCAGUUGACUCAAGGCUUCCGUCAUAAAAUCUGUCUUGCUUGCCCACUUAUCAAGCCCCGAGCCUAUUCCGUGGCAUCAUCCUCGCGGUACAUCGGCGAGAAGAAGGUAGAGCUCUUGAUUCAGCCACAACAGCAAGGCCGAUUCAGCGACAUCUCCCUCUCCUCCCUUCAGCCAGGCGGAUCAGUGGUAUAUGCCGUCGUCCCUGCCUCCCCUGCAUCUUUUCUUCUCGCUGUUCAAAAGCCGCUUGUUAUCAUCACCACUGGCUCUGGAUUUGCACCAGUCCGCAGUCUACUUCAGCAGCGGAUUCAGACUGCACAAGAAUGGGGAGGACAUAGCAGCACGACACACCCAUUUCAUACCGCUCCCAUCAGUCUAUUCGCGGGGUUUCGGCCUGUGGGUGAGAACCUCUUUCACGCGGUAGUCCACCUGGCGCAGAGGCAUCGUGUGUUAGAUUUGGCCUGUCUUGUUCCUCGUAACCGCGAAAAGAAGCGUAUCCAAGGUUUUCUACUGGACAAACGUAACGAAAUUCGGACGAAAUUAGUGGAACAGGACGGAUAUGUCUAUGCCUGUGGGAGCGCCGCUAUGGCUGAAGGGGUGCAAGCUAACCUCAGCAAGGUUUUGGUAAGAAAUGUGAAGCAGAUAAUGGGCGAUAUAUAUGUAGAGGAAGUUUUCUGA
This is a messenger RNA of Aspergillus costaricaensis CBS 115574, 2499 nucleotides long. RefSeq lists its product as uncharacterized. The record is from RefSeq and is a predicted model, not a curated record. The transcript is spliced from 2 exons. Gene Ontology annotation, cellular component: cytosol. Gene Ontology annotation, molecular function: NADPH-hemoprotein reductase activity; phosphopantetheine binding; flavin adenine dinucleotide binding. The coding region runs from base 1 to 2499 and encodes 832 amino acids. NCBI's taxonomy places the organism in Eukaryota, Fungi, Ascomycota, Eurotiomycetes, Eurotiales, Aspergillaceae.